UUGGUCGAGGCCGUCGCUGAGGGCGCGGGUCACGUGCGGCUUUGUCGCGCUUUAAUCGAGGGUCUGUGCAGCGGGUGUUUGCUGUGUGGGAUUCGUCGUCAUCUUGUCAAUCUUUGGCCAUGCAGCGUUCUGGUGGUUUCUGGCUCGCCAUUCUGCUCAUUGCAGGGCUUUCACUUGCUAAAGCAGUAGAGAUUAAAAUCCUUGGCAAGGAUAACAACACCUGCAUACAAGCUGUACUGUCUGUCAACUUCACUGUCCGUUAUGAAGGAAAUGGGACAAUGGAAAAUGCAACUUUUCAGUUGCCGAAUUCAUUAUCAUCUAAUGGAAGCACAUGUGGUGGCAACAAUUCGGCUCCCUUGUUGAAAAUGGGCUUCGGAACUGGUCACUCCUUGAGCUUAAACUUCUCCCAUUCUGCUGGAAAAUUUAGUGGCGAUGUACUUACUUUCACUUAUAACACCAGUGAUACAAAACUUUUUCCUGGAGCAACAAACAAAAGUGUAAAGUAUGUGGCUGUGAAUUCUCUAAUGGAGUCUGUACCCCUUAACACAAUCUACACAUGUCGAAGUGUUAAAGCUAUUGCAAGUGAAGCAGUUGUCAUGGUUUUUUGGAAUGUUGGCAUUCAAGCCUUUGUGGAAAAUGGAACAGUUAGCAAAAAUAAAUCAUUCUGUAAGGCAGAUAUGUCCACCACGGUAGCACCUAUUACAACACAGACAACCUCAACUGUGACCCCAAUCCCAACUAAACCUCCACCAGAGUUGCCAGCAGUGGGCAACUACACUGUUAAGAAUGGAAGUGAUUCUUGUCUCCUUGCCAAUAUGGGAUUGCAGCUGAAUAUUACCUAUACAGAUAACAAGACGCAGGUAAUUAAUAUGAAUUCCAAUUCUACUGCAAGUGGACACUGUGGUGAUAAGGAUGCAACCCUUCUUCUGGAAGACAAGGACACAACUAUUCAGUUUAGUUUCAUGGUGGAACAAUCAAAAUUCUUCUUGAAGGAGGUGAAAGCUAACAUAAGCUUGGUUAUAAAUGGUUCAACAACUGCACUUAACAGCAACAAUAGCAAUCUGAGGUAUUGGCAAGCAUUUGUUGGAAGCUCAUACAUGUGUCACAAGGAGCAGAGCCUAGUGGUGACUGACCAAUUGGUUAUUAAUACCUUUAAUGUAUGGGUCCAACCAUUUGAGGUCAAGAAUGGAACCUUCUCCAGAGCUGAAGACUGUAAAGCAAAUGAGAACUACAUCGUGCCCAUUGCAGUCGGAGCAGCGUUGGGAGCAAUAAUUUUGAUUGUGCUGGUGAUCUACAUAAUUGGUCGCAGGCAGAAUCACAGUGAUGGAUAUGAGCAGUUUUAAAUUUUCAGUUCUGGGAAUGUACAAUUAAACAAAAUGUUUGUAAAUGUAAAAUCAGCUGUAAACAAUUUGAGGAAGAAUGGAUGCUGAAUAGUUUAUUGUAAAGCCUUACCAUAGUGAAAUUUAUAAAUGCUCUUAGUUUUUAAGCUUGUAGGACCAAUUUUAAAGGACAUAAUGGAUGGCCUCCUAAAAUGUACACUAGUAACAUGGCUACCUAUUAGUAAACCCUCAUGAAGCCUAUUUCACAAUCCUUAAUGUUGAACUAUUCAUGUUUGUGGUAACUGGAUUAAAUUGAGAAGCCUGCUGAUUUUUAAAAUACUUUUCUAAAUUUUUAAUUAAACUACUGUCAAUUAUGAAUUUAGUUUGAAUUUCAAAUUCCAGUUCUUGGAAUUUGAACCCUUUUGGGUAAAGUAAGAAUACAGAAUGUCUUAACUAUGCCUGUAUUCAUAAAACGGCACCUGUUUGAGAACUAACAUCACAAUGCACUUUCAUCCAUUGAGGUUUGGAAUUUAUACAGACGUCCCUUUAUCACAGGCACUUUGCCUACUUGUACAAUUGCCAGUGAAUAAACUUGCUAUCCAUCUCGGUUGGGUUGAUAUCAAGUGACUUUGUGCCACCUAGCCCUUUUCCUGGUUUUGGGCAAACUUGUGUAAAUCAAUGAACUUGAGCGGAUCUUUCAUGGAGUAGGCCUACGUAAAGGGCAGGUUUCAGUAAACACCAAGUGGUGAAACAAUUUGGGAAGUUUGCAAUUUUUGGGGUAAAGUCAGUGUAAUUCUGCAUGUAAAUUUGCUUGGUGCAUUGCUGCUCUUAUGGGACUUUAUCUCCCCGUAUGCAAAAUUUUUGCAUUUGUUUCUAAUUUAGCUGGUUUUACAUAAGCUGCUAAUUGUGUAUUCAAGCCCUUCUGCAGUCAGUUUCUAUGGAUGGGCUUGACAACUGAGUGCAAGAAUGACUAGUCAAUGAGAUGGGAAUGUAGCCUUACCUGUAAAUCAUACCCAUAGAACUUAACAGUGCUCCCCAAUUCUGAAGUUCUUUUAAUAUGAACCUAUCAUGCCUUUAGUAUUACUUAUAUUAGGCAAUACUUAAAAUUUGGAUUUUUGUGGGCUUUUGCAUGUUCUUGCGCCUGUCCUUCAACUAAUAAUCUUUUAACUUCUUUGUCACAGCUGAAGAAUGUCUUGCUGAUUCUGACCUGGGUUUUCUGGUGCCAAUCGUUGUUGGAGCUGCACUGGGCCUAUUAAUAAUUCUUGUUAUUAUAUCUUACAUAAUUGGACGAAGAAAGAGUCGGACUGGCUACCAAUCUGUGUAACCAGUUCUUUCUGAAUGUUGGUAUCUGUCACUUCUGCUGUCUUAGUUUACUUUCUGUGCCAUCUGUCCAGUUUUUUGGAUGGAAUUAAAUCCUGACUAACCUUGCACUAAAUUUGUAAUUGCAUGAUCCUUCACUUAGCCUAAUGUCUUCUCCAUUAAUGAUGGUGAGUUGAUUUCGCAAUUGUUUUUGCAAGUAGCAUAGAAUUUCUCACCUUUUUGAAUCCAUGUUCAGGAAUGGGCCAAAUGUACCUGCUGCUGAUUUAAUAGAGUAAUCUCAGUUGUACAUUUUUUUUAGUUAACACCUAGAUGUAACAAAUUUUUGGUUUCACUUAAACUACAAACUCUGAUGCAGAAACAGUUUUUACAUGCACUAAAUUGAUAGUUAAUAAUGGGCAAUAAGUGCAAAGUCAAUUGUCCCAAGCCUGAUGUUUGAAUUAUUUCUAUCUGGAACAUUUGUGUUCAUAUUAAAAUAGCAGCUCACCUUCAAUUUCAAAUGCUUUUUACAUCUUUCAGCAUCCACCUUCACUGUAGAAUUGUAAUGACAAGGUCGUAUAAUUACAUGUAAUGAACCACAAGUGCAAAAGCAACCAAUUCACUUUUAUGGUUAAUAUUGACCAGAAACGAAGAACUUCUGUUGCCCUCCCCCACCCCCCCCAUAUUGUUGUGGGUUCUUUAUCCAUCAUUGGAUAUGGUACCCACUAUGGAGGGAGAGCCAUGAUUUCUGUCCAGUUGACAGCACCUGGCAAGUGGAUAUUUGAUCGGGACAAGAUGAGCUAAUUAAUACUUGGGCAUAUCGGAGGGGUGUGUCUGGUAUAGCCAAACCUUACUUCGGCAUUGUCUGCAGCAGAGGGAGAGAACUGUAAAAAGGAGAAACAAAAGAUGUAACUAUGACAAUAAAACAAAUCUUUUUUGUAAAUCAAUUUUAACUUGAGCUUGUUGCUUCAAUUUUUGGAUUGUCACCAGACUUCUGUUUACAUCGUUGCUUGAGUGAUAUUUUUUCAAGUUAACAUUUUUCCAGCAGGAACAUAGUGGUGUUUAUACAUAGGCUUGGGAAAAAAUUCUGGAACUAAGGACAUUAGGCAAUUAAUGCUUGCAUCAAUGGGACCUUGUAUAAAUACAGCAGACCCUCAGCAUUUUAAAAGCUAGAUUAAUGUUUGACCUGGCAAACUUGAAAACUUACUCCUUUUUAGGGCUGGGCAAAACUAGGAGGGGUAAAUAUUUAUAAUACUUGUCUAAAGGGGAAACUGUUGGCUUAAAUUAGAUUUUUGGGCAAUUUGUCUAGCUGUACAUUGUGCAAAAUCCUGUUCAAUGUUUCAAGUAUCAUGUACCGUUUUUCAUCUCGUCAGAGUUUAAGUUUGAGCAAAUAGAAUAGCAGGGACUAAACUUGAUUCUUGAAAUAAAUCUAUCAAUUUUGAAAACCAA
Messenger RNA from Carcharodon carcharias (great white shark), 4064 nucleotides. RefSeq names its product lysosomal-associated membrane protein 2 (gene lamp2). Gene Ontology annotation, cellular component: membrane. The transcript has 9 exons. The record is from RefSeq and is a predicted model, not a curated record. Lineage: Eukaryota; Metazoa; Chordata; Chondrichthyes; Lamniformes; Lamnidae. Bases 120 to 1343 code for a protein of 407 amino acids.